UAAGGGGACAGGGCCAAGCAGCUCACUGGCUGACCCGGUCCACGUGAUCACCCACCGUUUCAUUGAUAUCGCCCUGUGUUGCCCCCUCCCUUAUCUGAUAAGGCAGGGAACCGGUAAGGUGGCACGGUCACCCAGGGUGAGACAAGGAGAGAUUAAUCAGAAGACCGGGCCUUUUGUGGAAGGUCUCAGUCCCGCUGAGACAAUGCUACAAUGAGCAGCUUCUUAGAUUACUCUGUGAUGAGCGGCGACGGCGGGUCCUGCUCAGUCAGGGCUUUCCACUCAGACCACGGAAUUACUACAUUCCAGUCCUGCGCAGUCACCGUGAACAACUGUGGGGCGGAUGAGCGCUUCAUGCCCAAUAGGUCUUCCCCGGAUGGCAUCCCUCACCAAACGGGGUCCUACCAGACUCCUACUGGCUCUCUGGGUUUAGCCUAUGGGGCCCAUCCUGCCUGCGGCUCGGGCUAUGGACCCCAGGGCUUCUGUGCCACCUACAACCAUUACGCACUGAACCAGGAAGUGGACUCGGCCACGGGUUUCCCCCAGUGCGCCCCAUUAAUGUAUUCCGGCAACAUUUCCUCGUCCAUGGUACCGCAGCAUCGCCAAGGUUACGGGGGAGCGCCCCUGGGUCAGCUCCAGUACGCUCACGCCACCUAUGGUGGCGGGCACGAGCAGGCGAACCUGCCUCCUUUCUCUGGGUGCUCAAACCCGCUGUCACCCCUGCACGCGGCCCACCUUGACUCGUGCUGCUCGCCCCUGUCCUCCGAGAGCGCCUCCAACGCACAGACCUUCGAUUGGAUGAAAGUGAAGAGGAACCCGCCCAAGACAGGCAGAUCAGGGGAGUAUGGCUAUGGGGGGCAGUCCAACACCGUCCGGACCAACUUCACCACCAAACAACUCACCGAGCUUGAGAAGGAGUUCCACUUCAACAAGUAUUUGACCCGCGCGCGGCGCGUGGAGAUCGCGGCAGCGCUUCAGCUGAACGAGACUCAGGUCAAAAUCUGGUUCCAGAACCGCCGGAUGAAACAGAAGAAGCGCGAGAAGGAAUGCCUGCUGCCCACCAAUGGCGCAGUGUCAGACGCGAGGGAUAGCUGCCCGGAAAAGGCAGCUGGAUCUGAGAAGUCCCUCUCCGCCCCCUCCACCCCAUCUCCAGCCUCUUCAACAGUGUCCUCUGGGGUUGACCCAUACUCCUCCAGCUAAAGAAUCCUUGCCGCGUGGCAACGGUCUACAUAUAGUAAAUAUAAUAUACAAGUCCUAAUUCGGAUAGGUUAAAUUAAUUUGAACAAGGUAAAUAUAAAAAUGUAUGCACUACUUGGGGGAUUUUGAGACAAUGAGAUUGGGCUAUUGUCCUGGCUACGUGGUUCAUCUAUGGUGUGUUGUAAUUUGUGGUUUAAACAGGGUAACACAUCUGACCAGUUCAUGGAGCUGUGAGUUCAAAUCUGUCAGAUUUCUAUUCCAAUUGUUCGUUCAUGUGUAGAGUAUUCAUAGUGCACAUGGGAUACUUUCCCAAGUCAAAUGCUGCAGAGUGUACCAUUGCUCCACAACGAGCUGGAUUUAUAACCUACACAAGCUGCACAACGAAACAAAUACCUCAUGUGUGCCAGAUUGAUUCAUUAGACAGUGCAGCACUACUUUCGCAGACUGUUUGCACUAGGAGUUGUGUUUUACGCACAAUCAGCCAGGAGAACUCUUAUGUGUGGAAUCACUGCUGGCACA
Molecule: messenger RNA, 1713 nt
Organism: Oncorhynchus gorbuscha (pink salmon)
Lineage: Eukaryota; Metazoa; Chordata; Actinopteri; Salmoniformes; Salmonidae
Gene: hoxa1a
Product: homeobox A1a
Exons: 2
Coding region: 211-1197 (328 amino acids)
Biological process (GO): regulation of transcription by RNA polymerase II
Cellular component (GO): nucleus
Molecular function (GO): DNA-binding transcription factor activity, RNA polymerase II-specific; RNA polymerase II cis-regulatory region sequence-specific DNA binding
Source: RefSeq, a predicted model, not a curated record